GGGUUGGUUGUAGGUUGGUUGUUAGGCAGAGCGUACCAGGUUGAGUUGGUUUGUGUUUGUAUUAUGACUUUAAUGUGGAACAUUAGUCGUGAUGAACAGAGUUUCUGACUCUAUUAUGAUCAUGCUUGUAUAAUAUGGAGAAUGGUGGAUAAAUCUAAAGGGACUACUUUGCCUACCUUGGACCUGAAAAAAUAGUCAUCAAAAGAUGGAAAAGGUGACACCUCUCUUGUCAUCAGUCAGAGCUGUAACACUCUCAAACAGAGACUGAUAAGAAAAGAAAAGGAACCCUUUGGCAUACAGGCAAGAGGGUGAGAAAAUUUCCAAAGCGAAAAGACACACUUAGCCAAACAGGAAAUGGCAUUCUUGGACAAUCCGGCCAUUAUCCUGGCUCACAUCAGACAAUCUCAUGUGACCAGUGAUGAUACUGGAAUGUGUGAGAUGGUGCUAAUAGAUCAGGAUGUUGAUCUUGAGAAGUGCCAGCUUUCUCUGGUGCCUGGUAGCAGCUUUGGGUCAACUGGGUCAGGCCUCCUGAAUGAGGGGGGCAGUAGUGUGACAGACAGUCAUCCCUGUGACCUCUCUCAGUCUAUGGACAUCACCUCCAGCUGGGACUUUGGCAUUCGUCGGCGUUCCAACACAGCCCAAAGACUUGAAAGACUAAGAAAAGAACGACAGAACCAAAUCAAAUGCAAAAACAUUCAGUGGAAAGAGCGGGCAUCCUCCCAGUCAGUGGAAGAUCUGGGGUCUCUGUUUGAAAAGCGCAACUUUAAAGACAGGCCGCAGACAACUGGUACAAAAUCCACUUUGUCGCUGAGGCUUGAGCAGUGUCCCCAGCAGCUCAAUAAUCCCUUCAAUGAAUACUCUAAAUUUGAUGGCAAGGGCCACAUCGGCACCACAGCUACAAAAAAGAUAGACGUCUACCUAUCAAUGCAAAUGACUCAGGAGAAAGUACAUCCAAUGACAGUGGUGACCAUUGCCAAUGCCCGUGUCCAUGACCUCAUUGGACUUAUCUGUUGGCAAUACACAAGCGAGGGACGAGAACCCAAACUCAAUGAAAAUGUGAAUGCUUAUUGCCUUCACAUUGCUGAAGAUGAUGGCGAGGUAGACACUGACUUCCCUCCGCUAGACUCCAAUGAGCCAAUACACAAGUUUGGUUUCAGCACUCUGGCCUUGGUGGAGAAAUACUCCUCCCCUGGCAUCGCUUCCAGGCAGUCACUGUUUGUUAGAAUAAAUGCUGCUCAUGGUUUUUCUCUAAUUCCGGUGGACAAUUUGAAGGUGACUAUGAAGGAAAUUCUCCAGAAAGCUCUCAAGAAGAGGAAAGGUUCACAGAAAGGCUCGGGGCCCUUGUAUCGUCUCGAGAAGCAGACCGAGCCAAAUGUAGCAGUAGACCUGGACUCCUCACUGGAGAGCCAGAGUACCCUGGAAUUUUGCCUGGUCAGAGAAAACAGCUCCAGAGGUGAGGAGAGUUCAGAGGAAGACCCUCCUAUUGACAUCACCACAGUCCAAGACAUGUUGAGCAGUCAUCACUACAAGUCCUUCAAGAUCAGCAUGAUCCACAAACUGCGUUUCACCACAGAUGUCCAGCUAGGGAUUUCAGGAGAAAAACUGGAGAUUGAUCCUGUCACCAAUCAGAAAGCCAGUACUAAGUUCUGGAUUCGGCAGAAACCCAUUUCCAUUGACUCGGACCACCUUUGUGCUUGUGACCUUGUGGAGGAAAGAAGCCCUAGUCAUGCAAUAUUUAAACUCACUUAUCUCAGCAAUCAUGACUACAAGCCUCUCUACUUUGAGUCUGAUGCUGCUACUGUCAAUGAAAUAGUGCUGAAGGUAAACUACAUCUUGGAGUCCCGGGCCAGCACCUCCCGUGCUGAUUACUUUGCCCAGAAACAGCGAAAACUGAGCCGCCGGACCAGCUUCAGUUUCCAGAAGGAGAAGAAGACUGGGCAAUAGACGGGCUCCUCUGCCACC
This is a messenger RNA of Neolamprologus brichardi, 1962 nucleotides long. NCBI's taxonomy places the organism in Eukaryota, Metazoa, Chordata, Actinopteri, Cichliformes, Cichlidae. The record is from RefSeq and is a predicted model, not a curated record.